AUGGCCCGCCCGUUGGAGAGACUCCAAGGUGGCCGCAGACCACAGUCAGCAGCACGGAGACGGAAAGGAAAGGGAGACGGAAAGGUGGUGGGCCCCUCGGGUACGCCGUACGAGGGCGGCUUCUUCCACUUCCUGAUGCAGUGUCCGAAGGACUACCCGAUGCGGCCGCCGCGCGUUCGCCUCAUGAACACCGACGAUGGAAGCGUGAGCUUCAAUCCGAACCUGUACAAAAGCGGCAGGGUGUGCCUGGAUAUCCUGGGAACCUCGGACACGUUGGCGUGGAGCCCUGCCCACAGCAUUUCGAGUGUCGUCGUCUCGAUCCAGUCUCUGCUGACGAAGAAGCCGCACUUCAACGAAGCCAACUGGAUCAGCGAGCUGCGGCCGGAAGACUGCGGGAGCUACAGUCGCAUCGUGCAGCACGAGACCAUCCGCGUUGCCGUGUGCGACGCUAUCGAUGCCUGUCUCAAUGGAUGCUCGCUGUGCCCGGGGUACCUCGAAGGAGUGAUGCUGGAACACUUCAUGGCCCACUACGAGAAGUACGAAAAGGUUGUCGAGUCCAGCUUGUAUCUGACCGGUGAGGACAUGAUGGACCCGCUCUUCUUCGAAACCUACGGGCGAGGACAGUACCAAUACGAAAGCUUGCUCGUGAAGCUGCGCAAGAUGAAAGCCCAAGUUGAGGAUUUGAUGAAGGCAUUACACGUAGGUGAACAAUGA
Messenger RNA from Rhipicephalus sanguineus (brown dog tick), 714 nucleotides. RefSeq names its product ubiquitin-conjugating enzyme E2 Z. Lineage: Eukaryota; Metazoa; Arthropoda; Arachnida; Ixodida; Ixodidae. Gene Ontology annotation, molecular function: cysteine-type endopeptidase inhibitor activity; ubiquitin conjugating enzyme activity. The transcript has a single exon. The coding region runs from base 1 to 714 and encodes 237 amino acids. Gene Ontology annotation, biological process: negative regulation of apoptotic process. The record is from RefSeq and is a predicted model, not a curated record. Gene Ontology annotation, cellular component: nucleus.